AUGGAGGAGUUAGUGAAAAUGGAGGAGUAUAAAUCGAGAGGAACAUCUUUGAAGGCAUCGAUCAAGAGAAAAAUAAGCUCUGAGGAGUAUGUCAAGAAAGAAAUUAAAAUUACAGUCUACGAAGAGGAGCCCUUAACCCGAAAAAGUAGCCGCACCGAAAGCCUCCCUCGAAAAACUUCGAACCUUGACGAAUCCAUCGACCACGACCUGGGUGGAUUUAUUAGAUUCUGCAGCAUAGCUUUUUACUGCGCCUUCAUCACCGCUGCUCUUUUCAUGACGUACAUUUUGCUUUAUGUCAAUCUUGGCUAG
This is a messenger RNA of Oikopleura dioica, 309 nucleotides long. Lineage: Eukaryota; Metazoa; Chordata; Appendicularia; Copelata; Oikopleuridae. The record is from the annotation of a GenBank genome assembly.